AGUCGAUGAUCGCAGCCGUAAAUUAACAAAACUUUUAAAAAAACAAAAACAAAAGCCUGUGAUCGAUGACGGCUUUUCACUUCCGACACCGAAGUGCCGUGACCGACAGAUUCUCAUCCAAUCACGCACGAGGUUGUAAAACAAAGUUCGCCACACAACAGAAAACGCUGCGCCUCUCGGCCAAUUGGAGCGUCCGAUAUUACAACGGAGGCGGGCCUAAACUGUUGGUAUUGUCCUAUAAACUAUUGAGUUUGGGCCUGCAGUGACCUAACGCCCCGCCCAUGGCUUCCAUUUCUGUUCUGGAUCACACGGCGCAAAGCGAAUAAUACACAUUAGAGGGGUUUUUUUUCUUGAAUAAUUUUGAUGUAACUGAUAAUUAUUAGCGAGCGCGAGCUCCUUCCUGGUCACGGCACGAGCGAUCGUUUAGUCUGGCGAGUAGCAGUAAGGUAUAUUUGGGGAAAAGGUUUGAGGCUUUUGUGUAAAAAAAAAAAAAAAAAAAAAAAAAAGGGAGACGGGCCUCUUUAUUCCUCUUUUUAACUUUAGCGGCGUGUUUUCCGCCGUUGUGGUUUUUUUUUUUUUUUUUUUUACCCCCACCACCUUCUUGCCCCCCUCUCGCGUUCUCCCAGCGGCGUGAGUAGAAGCACGAGGCACGCGCGGAGCGGCGGGAAUCGGGCCGAUGGCGGAGUUCGGUAACGGACUGGCGGAGGAAUCUCUGCUCGACUCAGACCCCGGUCACCCAGAGCUGGAGGAUCCGGGUGUUGGUGACGAGGAACCCGGUUUAGAUGAGGGAGAGGCCGCUAUUGAAGACCCGGAGCUGGAGGCCAUUAAAGCCCGGGUGAGAGAGAUGGAGGAGGAAGCAGAGAAACUGAAGGAGCUCCAGAACGAAGUGGAGAAACAGAUGAACCUUAGUCCUCCUCCUGCUGGUCCUGUCAUCAUGUCCAUUGAAGAGAAGAUCGAAGCAGAUGGAAGAUCAAUUUAUGUUGGAAAUGUGGAUUAUGGAGCAACAGCAGAGGAGCUGGAAGCUCAUUUUCAUGGCUGUGGCUCUGUUAAUAGAGUCACUAUCCUGUGUGACAAAUUUACAGGACACCCAAAAGGGUUUGCAUAUAUUGAGUUUGCAGACAAGGAAUCUGUUAGAACAGCAAUGGCACUGGAUGAGUCCUUAUUCCGAGGAAGGCAGAUAAAGGUCGGGGCAAAGAGAACGAAUCGACCUGGUAUCAGCACCACAGACCGUGGGUUUCCUCGGGCCCGGUUUCGUUCACGUGGAGGAAGUUUCUCGUCUCGGGCUCGGUAUUACAGCGGAUACACACCACCCAGAGGAAGAGGACGGGCCUUCAGGGGCCGAGGGCGAUCAACAUCGUGGUAUUCCCCUUACUAAUAACUCCCCACUGUCAUUUCCCCUUUUUACUGUCAUCCCUCUUUUCCCUGUUUAAAAAAAAAAAGAAAGAAAAGAAAAUAACCCCUCUCAAUAAAAGAAGAAAAAAAGAAGAAAAAAAAGACAAAAAAAAUACAAAGAGGGAGAAAAUAGAAAAGAAAAGAGCAUCUCCCGGACAGACUGACUGACUGACUGGUGUGUGUGAGCGUGCGUGUUGCAGUCACCCCGGUAAGGUACCGAGAUUUUGGGGAGGUUCUUGGUUGGCAUUUGUGAAAUGUUUAGAGAAGAUGGUGUGAUCUCAGGCUGCAGAUGUGUCUCCUUUGGUCUGGCUGUGAGUUCCUCACACAACUCAAGGAGCAAACUGUUUUUCCCCCCUCCUUUUCUUCUAUUGUACCUUGAAGAUGUGUGGAAAAUUCCCCAAACAUGAUGAUGCCUGUAUGUUUAAAUAGAUAUCCGAGGUUGCCAGAUAUUUUUUUUCCGAACUGUUAACAUGCACCCAUCCUCUUUUUUUUUUUUUUUUUUUUAAAUGUUCAUUUUUCUCUUGUUUGUUUCUCUCACUCACCUGCAUUCUUUCUCUCUCUAUCACAGCUUGCAGUUCAGUUCAGGGUGUUUUUGUUUUUAAAGUGUUCAGCUGUAUGAGACAUGCCAAGUUCUUUUCCUCCUGAUUUAUUUCCCGGCCUUUCUUUGCAUUUUCAUCAGUUUCUCCUCUGUCGACUCAUGGUUUUUGGCUCUUUGAACGCUUAAUUCAAGCACUGAGGCUUUCAUUCUUUUUUUACCUUCUGAUUCCUUUAUCCAGCCAUGUUUACCUCCUGUUUCAAUCUGUCCAUUUCUUUCCUUCCAGCUUCCCCCUCUGUCUUUUCUAGACUGUGCCCACUAAUGACUCAGAAGCAUCGAAUGAAAUUAAGACCAUUUUCAGCUUUCUGAUUUCUUUCCUGAAUCUACCUUUUACUGCCACUUCUUUUACUUUCUCUUUUACACAUAUGCGCCCAAUCACUUACAUAUAUUUCAGCUAACAGUCCCCACCCGUUCACCUUUUUCUGUUCCUUUUCUGAACCGUCCUUGUCUGGUUCUUUCUCUCUUCUCGUUUUCUUUCUUCCCUCUCUCUCUGUGUACUAGACCACUUCUUGUCGUUUCAGGUUUCAGGACCAGUGGAGGCUGAGUACUCCUCCUCCCCCUGUGGCUGCAGCGCCCCCUACAGUCUCACCAUCGUCUCUUUCUCUCUCUGCUCCCUCUAUCCCUCUAUCCACACUCAUGUGGGGGGGUGGGGGUGGGGCACAGG
Molecule: messenger RNA, 2651 nt
Organism: Hemibagrus wyckioides
Lineage: Eukaryota; Metazoa; Chordata; Actinopteri; Siluriformes; Bagridae
Gene: pabpn1
Product: poly(A) binding protein, nuclear 1
Exons: 7
Coding region: 677-1375 (232 amino acids)
Molecular function (GO): RNA binding
Source: RefSeq, a predicted model, not a curated record